GUGAGAAUUGAAAUUUCUCCUAAAACUUUUAAGAUUUUGCAGGUAAAAACACGUAAAAAUGCCUCCAAAAUCAGCCAGCAAGAAAGAAAAGCCCUUAUGGUUCACUUGUGAGAAAUGUUCUUUGUUAAUCAUGGGACAACCAGCUCCAAAUAAUCAUCAAAAUUGUGAUUUAACUUCAACUGCUUCUUAUAUUACAACCGGUUCUUCAACAGUUUUCAAGCCAAAUAAAGUAGAAACGAAGACAAAUUUCGACGAAGAAUCAUCUUUAGCGAGUCACCAAUUAAAUAAUUUACUUUUUCUGAACCUCCAAGUCAUGCGAUUAGCUAAAUUUGUGAUUGGAGAACCUUUAUUAAUUAAAAACAACGAAGAUUUUAGUGUUAAAAACGCUUGGCCUGUCAACGAUAAGUCAUUGGAUGUCGUUCGUUUAACUAAAAAUGAGCUUUGGAGGUACGAGACAGGCAAUUUAACAAUAGAAAAGUUCGGAAAAAAAUUAAAUGAAGCAAAAAAUGUUGUUUUAAGAUGUUUAAACGAGUCAAAAAUCGAUGGAGAUCUGAAAAAGAAUUUGUUGAGAGUCGUAAAAUGCGAAUUUAAAGGCCAUGCAUUGAGAAAAGGACUCGAAUUACGAUUAGUUUUCAUGAACAAACCUUUUGUCUUUGAAGUUCAUGAAAUUUCUUCACAAAAUUCGCUGUCAGAGAAGCUCGCAACACUCUCAAUAGACGAUAAAACUCCAGAAUUCGUAAAAAUUGGAAAUUCAACUGAAAUUCAACUCUUUUCAAAGGACGAAACUCAAGAAAUUUCAAGUAAAAAAGUCAAAGAAGAAAUUUUCAUCGGCGGAUUAUCAAAACAACGUCAAGAAAUCGAAGAAAUAAUCGCCGCAAAGCAAACUCGAGCAGGUCUCACCAAGGGAAUUUUACUUCACGGAUCUCCGGGAUGCGGAAAAACGUUACUUGUCAAAUCCCUGUUAGCUGAUACGAGCAUCAAACAUGUUCAAAUCAAUUCUUCUGAGAUUUUCAGCAGAUAUUAUGGCGAAACUGAGGCCAAUUUAACAUCAAAUUUCGAAAAAGUCAAGGAAAAUUACCCGGCAUUGACUUUAGUUGUCGUCGAAGACAUCCAUAAUUUGUGUCCGAAAGCAGACAACACCGAUAUUGGUCGACGGGUGACUUCCUCCUUCAUCACUUUGAUGGAUCAACUCCCUGCCAAUGCCUUAAUUAUCGCGACAACGAACCAAAUUGAGAACCUAAGUGCGAAUUUGAGACGCAGCGGGCGCAUUGACUAUGAAAUUGAGGUUUCUGUACCGAGUCCCGAUGCGAGAAAUGAAAUUCUCGAUGCACUUUUGAGGAAACAUCAACUUUCAAUAUCAGCGGAAGAUGUUUCCAAGUUGGGUCUUGCCACGCAUGGGUACACAGGAGCUGAUUUAGAGAGUUUAAUAACGAAAACUUUGUGCAUGAACCCAAAAAAUACCGUUUCCAUCGAAGAUUUGAUGCAAAAUUUGACGAUUGUGAAGCCAAGUGCCAUGCGAGAAAUCCAAAUUGAGUCGCCAAACAUCAAAUGGAGCGAUAUCGGGGGUCAAGCGGAUCUAAAAUUAAAGUUGCAACAAGCUGUUGAAUGGCCCAUCAAGCAUCCGGAGACAUUUAAAAGGCUCGGAAUUACUCCUCCGCGUGGAUUAUUAAUGUUCGGACCUCCGGGAUGCUCUAAAACGAUGAUUGCCAAAGCACUUGCGACGGAAAGUUCAUUAAAUUUCCUCUCCAUCAAGGGAUCCGAGCUUUUUUCCAUGUGGGUAGGCGAAUCAGAGAAGGCAGUACGAAAACUUUUCCAAAAAGCGCGUGAAGUAGCACCCGCGAUAAUUUUUUUCGAUGAAAUUGAUGCAAUUGGCGGCGAACGCGGAGGCGAAGGAAGCUCAAAUUCCGUGAAAGAACGAGUUUUAGCGCAAAUUUUGACGGAAAUCGAUGGAGUUCAUGCCUUGAAAGAUGUUACAAUUGUCGCGGCAACAAAUCGCCCGGAUCUGAUCGACAAAGCCUUGAUGCGUCCUGGCAGAUUAGAUCGUGUUAUUUACGUCGGACUGCCUGAUAGCGACACUCGACGCGAUAUUUUCAACAUAAAAUUACAAAAAAUGCCAAUUCACGAAAAUGUGACCUUGGAAAAUUUAGUUGAACGUACGGAAGGAUAUUCAGGAGCGGAAAUUCAAGCAGUUUGUCAAGAAGCUGCCUUGCAUGCGUUGGAAAUUUCCUUUGAAGCCACCCACGUGACGCAAGAAGAUUUUGAUUUUGCACUGAAAUUCGUGCAACCGAGAACAAGCAAAGCUCUGUUGGAGUUGUACGAGAAUUAUUUGAACGAUUACAAGUUUAAAUAAAAAAAAAUAAUUUUUUUUCAUGUUUUUUUUUUAUUUAUAUUAAUGUUUAUAGGUAUUUUUCACAUAAAAUUAACAUUUUUUUUUAAAUUAAAAUCUAAUUUUUACGAAAAAAUAAUUUUUUUAUUUUU
Molecule: messenger RNA, 2478 nt
Organism: Culicoides brevitarsis
Lineage: Eukaryota; Metazoa; Arthropoda; Insecta; Diptera; Ceratopogonidae
Product: ATPase family gene 2 protein homolog A
Exons: 2
Coding region: 59-2350 (763 amino acids)
Cellular component (GO): cytoplasm
Molecular function (GO): ATP hydrolysis activity; ATP binding
Source: RefSeq, a predicted model, not a curated record